AUGCAAGAGUUGAUAGCUGGUUUACAAAAGAUGAGAUUUGAUUUUGAAAUUGUCUUAGAGCAGCAGAGUGGAAUUAUGGAAUUGCCCUUUUCUGGCAUGCAUAAAUCUAGUUCAGCAGUCUGUGAGCUUUUCAUUAAAGGUAAAUGCUUGAAAGAACAACUGUGCCAGUUUCAACACACUUGUGGUGACAAAACCAUUAUGUGCAAACACUGGCUCCGAGGUCUGUGUAAAAAGGGGGAUCAGUGUGAGUUUUUACAUGAGUAUGAUGAGACCAAAAUGCCACGGUGCUACUUCUAUUCAAAAUAUGGUGAAUGCAAUAAGCAAGAGUGCCCUUUCUUACACAUUGAUUUGCAAAUAAAAAUUCAAGACUGUCCCUGGUAUGACCGAGGAUUUUGCAAACAUGGCCCACUUUGCAAAAAUAAACACACCAGGAAAGUAAUGUGUGUGAAUUAUCUGGCUGGUUUUUGUCCUGAAGGAACAGCAUGUAAAUUUUCACAUCCAAUUAAUGAAUUCACUGACUGGAACAGCAAUCUAAACAAGGAAAUGUCUGAGAUCUCACUUUUCGCAACAGACAGCACACCAGAGGCAAAGAUUUCUGAAGGUCACAAGCCUAUCGACAAAGUGAAGUGCUUCAAGUGUAGGGAGAAGGGGCACUAUGCUAACAAGUGCAACAAGCGUCAGACAGUAAACAAACACUUUCUUGUUGACUAG
Molecule: messenger RNA, 711 nt
Organism: Carcharodon carcharias (great white shark)
Lineage: Eukaryota; Metazoa; Chordata; Chondrichthyes; Lamniformes; Lamnidae
Product: putative cleavage and polyadenylation specificity factor subunit 4-like protein
Exons: 8
Coding region: 1-711 (236 amino acids)
Molecular function (GO): RNA binding; zinc ion binding
Source: RefSeq, a predicted model, not a curated record